Homalodisca vitripennis (glassy-winged sharpshooter) is the source of this 1071-nucleotide messenger RNA. Its product is annotated as putative gustatory receptor 28b. Gene Ontology annotation, cellular component: membrane. Lineage: Eukaryota; Metazoa; Arthropoda; Insecta; Hemiptera; Cicadellidae. Bases 1 to 1071 code for a protein of 356 amino acids. The transcript is spliced from 4 exons. The record is from RefSeq and is a predicted model, not a curated record. Gene Ontology annotation, biological process: sensory perception of taste.
AUGGCUCCAUUGACGUUUUUAGGAACGUUAGCCCAUGAUUUAGUCUACGUGUAUAACGACAUAACUUCUUUCUUCCUCGCCUUCCACUUCUUUAUACUUUUCGUCCAGCACUGUACAGUGUUAGUGACUCCUGUCCUCACUCGAGACAGUCUGGUCAAGUUCUUCAAGAUAAUAGAAUCUGCACAGGAAGCGCUCUUCAACUUGAACAUCCGACAACCUCGGUCUCCAAGCAUGCUAUCGCAGAUUUGUUGGUUGGCUUUUUUUACAGUACCCCUUCUGAUGUCCAUUGUGGUCAGUACCUUCUCCCCCAUCAGUUAUAGCACAGCCGCCAUUUCUGUUGCACACCCCAUAGUCUUCUAUGGCACUCUUAGUAAGAUGAGAAUCAUGAUGCAGCUAGUGAAGGAGAAGUUUGACUUGCUCAACUGGCACCUUGACGAUCUCAACAACCGUUGGCCCCUUUUCCUGCCACGACCUCCUGAUGUCACCUGCAGUGAGUUUAUCUGUGUUGAAAAGUGGAGGAAGACCAAGUAUGUUCACUACGAUGAAAAUCAUAGACAAAUCACAUCUUUGAAAAUAGAAGCAUUCAACAGAGCGCACAUAAAGCUUUGCUACGCUUUUCAUACUCUCAACUAUGUGUUCUCUGUGGAUAGCCUCGUCAUGACGCUAUGCGUAGGAACGAUUGUCAUGGGGGAGUGUUUCUCAGCAAUCACCAAUCCUUACAAUCUUCAGUGGAGAUACACGCCCUAUUUUAUAGUAUCUGCCAUUCACAUUGCUACGAGUUUCAUCACUGUUUUGACCGUAGCAACGAAUAUUAAGGAGCAGGCACACAAAACCGCUCUCUUGGUACAUGAUCUUUUGGACGAGAGGGAUUACCCACCAGAUGUAUUUGAUGAGUUAGAAGGCUUCUCUCAAGCUCUGCUGCAUCGAAAGAUAUCAUUCUCAGCAGGUGGUUUCUUCGAACUGGACUUAAAACUUUUGCCUCGGAUGGCUAGUUUGAUGGCGCCUAUCACCUUGUUCCUGAUCCAGAACAACAAUCGACUCCUAGCGUUUCGUAACAAACCAUCAGUGUAA